Molecule: messenger RNA, 921 nt
Organism: Prunus armeniaca (apricot)
Lineage: Eukaryota; Viridiplantae; Streptophyta; Magnoliopsida; Rosales; Rosaceae
Source: the annotation of a GenBank genome assembly
AUGGCAUCUCUUCGGACCACCAGGAAUCUCACCAUGGCUGAUGCCCCAAAUCCAUUUCAACUCCCCAAUAUUACCAAGUUUAAGAUUGCUCUCUGUCAGUUGUCAGUUACUUCAGACAAGAGCCAGAAUCUUGAUCGUGCCUCUCGUUCGAUAAGAUUUUCUGUCGAGCAAGGUGCAAAGCUGCUUGUUUUACCAGAAAUGUGGAACUGUCCUUAUUCAAGUGAUUAUUUUGCAAAAUAUGCUGAGGAUUUUGACAAUAGAGAUGCCUCGCCAACAUUGUCCAUGUUAUCUGAAGCUGCUUGUUGCCAUGGGAUCACAAUCAUAGGAGGAUCUUUGCCUGAAUGGGAUCAUGGUCGGUUGUACAAUACUUGCUGCAUAUUUGGACCAGAUGGAAAGCUGAAAGCUAAGCACAGGAAAAUACAUCUGUUUGACAUUGACAUUCCAGGAGAGAUUUCAUUCAAGGAAUCUGACACCUUCACUGCAGGGGAUCAACCUACCAUUGUGGACACAGAAGUUGGUCGAAUCGGAAUAGGAAUUUGUCAUGAUAUACGAUUUCCUGAACUUGCUGCAUUAUACAGGAAAAGAGGGGUUGACAUCAUAUGCUAUCCUGGGGCAUUCAACAUGAGCACUGGUGAAUUGUUGUGGGAGCUGGUACAGAGAGCUAGGGCCGUCGAUAACCAGUUAUUUGUGGCAACUUGCUCACCCUCUCGAAACUCUACUGGUUCUUAUACAACUUGGGGCCAUUCCACACUAGUUGGACCGUCUGGAGAGAUAAUUGUUACCUCAGGGCAUGAGGAAACUACUGUCAUUGCGGAGAUUGAUUACUCUAAUAUUCAGCUCCAAAGAAAGAGUCUCCCACUUGAUGAUCAAAAGCGAGAAGACAUCUACAAGUGUAUCGAUGUACAUGAAUUAAAUCCUUGA